Molecule: messenger RNA, 2917 nt
Organism: Scomber scombrus (Atlantic mackerel)
Lineage: Eukaryota; Metazoa; Chordata; Actinopteri; Scombriformes; Scombridae
Gene: wbp11
Product: WW domain-binding protein 11
Exons: 12
Coding region: 171-2357 (728 amino acids)
Biological process (GO): mRNA cis splicing, via spliceosome
Cellular component (GO): spliceosomal complex
Source: RefSeq, a predicted model, not a curated record
CGUAAACAUGGCGAGCGGCUAACGAUUCAGUCCUGACGGCCUUUCAAUUUCACCUCCAGAAAAUAAACCAUACACUUUGCGUUAUAUUUGGCGCACAGGGGUGCAUGUGUAGGGCGCUGUGCUCUACAAGUUUUUCUUGAAUAAAAGGGUGAAGGAGACGCACCGGCAAAAUGGGGCGACGUUCAACCUCCUCCACCAAGAGUGGGAAGUUUAUGAACCCCACCGACCAGGCCAGAAAGGAGGCCAGGAAAAGAGAGUUGAAAAAGAACAAGAAGCAGAGAAUGAUGGUGAGAGCUGCAGUGCUGAAGAUGAAGGACCCCAGACAGAUCAUCAGAGACAUGGAGAAGCUGGAUGAGAUGGAGUUCAACCCAGUGCAGCAGCCCUUGCUGAAUGAGAAAGUGUUAAGGGACAAGAGGAAGAAGCUACGUGAGACAUUUGAACGCAUAGUCCGUCUGUACGAGAGGGAGAAUCCUGACACCUACAAGGAGCUUCGCAAACUGGAAUUGGACUAUGAGACUAAACGCGGGCAGCUGGCUCUCUAUUUUGACUCAGUCAAGAAUGCAGAGUCUGUGGAGGUUGACAGUAUCCCUUUACCAGAUAUGCCUCAUGCCCCCUCCAACAUCCACAUCCAAGAUAUCCCACUACCAGGGGCUCAGCCUCCCUCCAUACUGAAGAAGGGCUCCUCUUUUGGUAAAGGAUCUCUAACGUCAUCCUCCGGACCAAUGUUGGCAACAGUGCCAGGUGUCCCACGUUUACCUCCAGGAAAGAAACCCCCUGGUCCCCCACCUGGGCCCCCGCCCCCACAGGUCCUGGCACUGUACGGCAUUCCUGCUCGACGAGCGUACGGCACAGACUCAGAGCCCUCCAUUCCUGGUUUAGAAAAGGACUCUGCAAUGGAGCUGGGAAGAGACAGGGACAGUGGCAGUGAUAGCGACAGAGACCGAGAUGAUGUGGAUGAUGAUGACAGCGAGUCAGAGGAGGACAGUGAAGAAGAACGAGAUGACGGGGCAGACGGUGACCAGAGAAUGAUUGUGGACAGGCAGGACGAUGAGAGGGAAAGAGAGGACGACAGAGACAGACAUGCUAGUCGCAUUGUGCGUUUUGCAGACAUCCCUGCAGAGGCGCCCCGUGAAGGAAAGAGGAAGAAAAAGAGGCUGGUGAAGAAGACAAAGGCCAUUACCCCACUGCAGGCCAUGAUGUUGAGGAUGGCAGGUCAGUCUAUUCCUGAAGAUGAGGAAGAAGAAGAGGUAGAGGAGGAAUACACAGAUGAGUCAGACACCUCAGACAUCGAGGACAGGGGACCGCCAGGGGACAACCAGUCCCACAUGCGUCCACCCCUUCCUGGUGGGCCAGUGGGACAGCAAGGGCCCCCACACAUGCAAGGUCCACCAAUGGCAGGGCCUCCACCUCUGGGUCCACCUCCAGCUCCUCCAAUGAGGCCUCCUGGUCCACCCUCUGGCCCGCCUCCUGGCCCUCCACCAGGUGCUCCUCCGUUCUUGAGGCCUCCUGGUAUGCCUGGAGGCCUGAGGGGUCCAAUGCCUCGUCUUCUGCCUCCUGGACCUCCACCAGGCCGACCCCCUGGCCCUCCACCAGGCCCUCCUCCUGGCCUCCCACCAGGCCCCCCACCUCGCGGACCCCCUCCCAGACUACCACCCCCAGCACCACCAGGUAUCCCACCUCCUCCCCCAAGAGCAGGAGGGCCCCCACGCCCACUUGCCCCACCACUCUCCCUCUUUCCUCCACCUCUCAACUCCAACGUGCUCAGUGCUCCUCCCAACAUUGUGCAGCGGCAAAAAGGCCCAGGAUCUGGCCAAGACGGUUCACAGAGCAACAUGCCUCCCCCUUCCAUGCCCAUGCGACCAGGUGUCAUGCAGAUGCCCCCUCCCCCGGGGACUGCUGCAGCCUCGUCAGGCGGCAAUCCUGGCAGCAACCCCCCCAGCCACCACCACGCAGCCACCAUCGAAAAACGAGCCAACAUUACCUCUGUGGCUGCCACAGCAGGUGGCCUGGCGGCGGGUGGAGCCUCUGGCGGAGCCACCAUCUCUGCCAAACCUCAGAUUAUCAAUCCCAAGGCGGAGGUCACCCGCUUUGUGCCCACAGCACUGAGGGUGCGUAGGGACAAGAGUGGGGCAAUGCCCGGGGCAGCGCCUGGCCCUAUGGAGAAAGUUGGGGGUGGUAUUGGAGGAAGGAGGGGAGAUGAAGGCAUGGGAGGUGGCAUGGGGCUUAAACAGCAGGUAACCGCUGCUCACAUGGGCUUGGCCAACCCAGUCCAGAUGGGUGCUGUGCCUCAGUCCAACAUGAAGACUAAGGACCAGGUGUAUGAAGCCUUUAUGAGGGAGAUGGAGGGUCUCCUCUGAAACCUGACGAUACUAGGGGAUAAUGUUUAGUGAACAAAAGAAAUUAAUUUGUUUUCUAUGUUUUCUUUGCAGAGUAAUAGAAAUAGCUUUCUUCAAAGGAGUCAGCUAGAUGAGUUUCUCUUUUUAAACCAAGGAAAGGCUGCUACACUUCACACUGGUCUCAGCAGGCUCAUCUUCAUUUAAUCUGGGCUAUUACUUCUUGUGUCAAAGAGAAUGUAAAUGUCUGAAUAUAAAUGUAAUUGGAAACAUUUCGAUUGGUUACUAUUCCUCUAGGCAACUCAUAACAAGAACACUAUGCUCUGCACUGAAAAACUAUUUUUGUCAGAGAUUAACAAGUGCUUUUUGUUCAUCAGUUUUGUUUUUUUCGUACAACUGUGUUUUUUCCCAGCCAGCUGUUUGUCAUUUACCAUGACCAGAUUACCAUUUUGUAUGAUUGUAUUUGUUUAUUUUAUUGACGACCUCCUGAACAUGUUGGACAUCAAAACAGUGGUGUUUGAAUGUUUGUCAACCUUUGACAAAAUACGUCUGAAACUGUUAGAUCUGCAGCUAAAUAAAUACUU